Messenger RNA from Porites lobata, 5303 nucleotides. Lineage: Eukaryota; Metazoa; Cnidaria; Anthozoa; Scleractinia; Poritidae. The record is from the annotation of a GenBank genome assembly.
AUGUCCGGGGUUAUCAGCGCCGUCGUAUUGAAAAUGGCAUCAAGUGAAGAAAACACCUUUACCUCAUUUUGCCCAACGGUUCUAACAGUGUAUUAUUAUCUUUUGUUUCUUCUCGGCGCUGCAUCUUUCCUAACUGUUACUGCUAUCGCAGUAGAUAGACUUCUCGCUGUUUCGCUCCAUCUGCGAUAUCAGGAGCUUGUCACUUCCAAACGUGUGAUCACUAUAUUGGUGUUUCUUUGGUUGACGAGUUGCAUCACUGCCUUCAUAUACGUUUUCCUGCCCAAAGGCAGUGAAACGGUAUCUGGUGUUAUUUCAUUUGCAGGACAUAUUUUGACAACAGUGGCUUACGUUCGCGUUUACAAAAUUGCAAAAUCUCAUCAGAAUCAGAUCAACAGUCAAAAUCAACUGCAAAUUGCCGAAACAGUGGAGGUAAUCCGACAAAAGAAGUCUGCCUACAAUGCGUUAUUUUUCUAUGCAGUUUAUUUAGCUUGUUAUCUUCCAUAUCUACCCUCCGCAAUAUUGUACUUGCUAAACAGAUCGAAUAUCUCCUUUUUCGUACCAAAAUGGGCCUCAAUAUUCUUGCUGUUUCUGAAUUCCUCGUUAAAUCCUUACGUAUACUGCUGGCGAUAUCGAGAGAUUCGGGAAAUUGUGCAGAGCACAAUAAAGAAACUAUUUCGCAAGAAAUAAAAGAAGGAAAUUAGUUCGACCUUUUUAAAGUCCUAUAAAACGCCAAGUAUUACGUUACACACUUGUUUACAAGAACAAAAGGUUGUAUGAUAGUAAAAAGUACAAAGAAAAAUCUCUCAGAACUUGAAAAUGGUCUUUUUGAUGGAGAAAACAGAGUGAUCGAAUAAACAGUGACAAUGGUUUCAAUUUUAAUGGUUUCGUGAGAAAGGUUAGAUGUAACUAUUUGAUGAUGUGACCAAUCAACUGCAAGCCCUUCGGCGCCACAAGCGCUAAAACUGAGGAGCUACUGGCCCGAGCUACUGCUCAUUGGCGAUUUCAAUACCAGAGUUGGAUCUGAUCACCAAGCCUGGCCCUCUUGUCUAGGACAUCACGGCUCCGGAAAAAUGGACAAAAUGGACAAAGACUUUUGGAACUCUGCUCCUUGCGCAAUAUAACCUACACCUUCUUUGAAGGUAAGCCGCAACAUUAUGUUUUAUGGAAACCUCCUCGGUCCCACAGAUGGCAUCAGCUUGAUCUACUUAGCACCAGACCACGCAGUCUGCUCAACGUUCUCUCCACUCGCAGUUACCACAGCGUCGACUGCAAUACUGAUCACGUCCUGGUGUGCAACUCCACCGCACAAAGAAACCAGGCCAUCCCGGCAUAAACACUGCAAGCACUUCUGACUCAGCGUCAGCGCAAAUUCCAGGGUCAGGAUGCCACCUCCAGGUGGGACCUCUUGAGGGAGGCCAUCCACUCUUCGGCCAUGUCGGCUCUCGGCGGAAUGGACAGGCCUAGUCACAGCUGGUUCGACGCCAGCCUACCGAUCAUGGAGCCCCUCAUUGAGCCAAACAACAAACCCACUUGAAAUACACAAAGAACCCAUGUGAGAAAAUGCUGACAGCACUCCCCGCUGCACGCAGUUUAACUCAGAGCCUGCCAGACGUUGUGCCAAUGAUUAUUGGCUUAAACUUUGCAACGACAUACAGCUAACCACAGUCUUGGGCAAUAUCAGAGGCAUGUAACAUGGCAUCAAGAAAGCUUUGGGUCCAUUACAGACCCCAAAGAGCAAAUGGACAAAUGGGUGGAACACUACUCUGAGCUCUCUCUCUGCGUGAGACAGUUGUUAACUACGCUGCUCUCAACUGAAUCACCUUUCUCCCAGUCAUGGACGAGCUUGAUGAUGAGCCGACAAUUAAAGAGUUUGUACUGGUAUACCCUCAAAUAAAAGCCGAAAACUGAACACAUCUCAAUAAUGAACAGAGCGGUAAUAAUACCUUGAUGACAAGAGACCAUAUUCUAUUGCGGUGGGGUUUAAUUUUUUUUCCAUCUAUCCCCGUGUUUAAUUGUUUUGACUUGUCGCAAAACCUUCCCCUUAUUUCCUGGGUUUGUCUGCAAAAGAUUUAGGUUCAUAACCGCUAAAAUUUAUUGUACCAACAAUAAAAAUUCCUGGUUGAACUCUUCCCUUUAAACACUAAGUCUAAGGCUUAGCAAGUUAACCAACCAUCGACAUUAGGGAGUUUAAGAUACCACGACGGCGACGGCGACGGCGACGGCCACGAAAACGUCGCUUGAAAAGUGAAUUCGCGUUCUUACAAUCUCUAUCGCGAUUAGUCCAACUCAUUUACUUUGUCAAAUGCAAGCGAACUCUUUGUGAGCCGAAUUCCUAAGAACCAUAUUCAAGUUCAGAAAGAGAAAGAAAAUUUAGCCGUCGCUUGUUUACGUCCUCCACAAAACGGUGAAAUUAGGAACUUUCCCGUCGUAGUCAUGCAGUGACGGCAAAGAAAUGUGCAAAAAAGCGUGAUGCACGUGCACAGUUGUUGUUUUCCUAAUUCAAACUAUUACUUUUUUGAAGUUUUCGUUGUCGUCGCCGUCGUGGCAUCUUAAAGUCCAUAUUAACACGAAGCAUCACAGCAGAUGGCUAUUUUGAAAGGAAGCUAACAUACGGUCGAGGGAAUAAUUAUUGUGGAUAGUUUUUGGACGAAAAGUUCAUGUAAAUUUACUGGUAAGUUAAACCAUGGCUGAACAGUGCUGCACUCAAGCGUUGAAUUUUUUGUGAAAAAUUACUCGCUACAGGAGAACUUCCCUCCUUGCUCCUUUGUUUAACCACAUUCUCCUUCCAAAAAGCAAUGACAAGGUAGUCGGAUGGCUUAAAAUUUUAAUCAAAGAAAGACUAUCGUCAACUCGUGGGUACGUUGUUUAGAAAAUAAUCAAUUAGUUAUCACCUCUGGUUUUCCCACAGUAAAUUUUAGGAAAUGAUAGAAAUUCAAAUAAUGAAUAUACUAUCCUUGUUCUGGAAACACAAUACUUUUCUUGCUGUUUAUUGCACUUUAUUUACAGUUAUUUAGGCAUAUAUUUAAAAACCAAGAAAAAAAAAACAGCAAAACAAAUAAGCAAACAAAACAAAACAAAAAAGAAAAAAAAAAAAAAGGAAGAUGGAAAAAAGGAGAUCCUUAGCAGAAUUUGAACUCAGUACCUUCGGGUUGACCCGACAUCACGUAGCCACUACCCCAUUGAGGAUGGUCACGUAAUGUGGUGAAAAGUCUGAAAUUUAAUGCCUUUUCCAUGGAACUUCCGCUUGCAAACGAUCGAGCCAUACUUAACCAACUGAAAAAAAGACUCGAAGCAAUCGGAUGAAAUUAAGGCUAAUUGAAACCAAGCUACUGACAGUAAAAAACAAUGUAAACGCAUUUCAUGGCAAUUCAAAGCAAUGAAAGAACAUAUGCGAUACAAAGCCGACACAACUCCUUCGCGAAGUAGGACGCCAAACAUAAGCUUAUGUUUUCUUAUCUCGAUUUCCGCUGUCAUUUUAAAGCUAAUGCCUCAAAAUCACAUCCAUUUCCCCCCGUGAUCUUGGGGAGUCCUUAAGAAGAAAAAGAAGAGGUGCCUUUAUUUACCAUACAUUCAUUCAUACACAUAACCUACCACAUUACUACAAGGUAGGAGAUCAAGCCAGCGUCGAAGUUAAAGGAGUCGAAGAGCAAAUGCUCAUCUUCUCGUCAAGUUUAACGCCUGGACGAGUCAAAGGCUCUUGAAUCGUACUAAUCUGAAAGUUUCUUGCGUGUCUUAACUAUCCUCCAACCGUGCUGUAGAGCACGAUGCACGUUCUCAGCGAGGAAUUUGAUGCCACCGAACUUAACCGGGCGCGUGCUUCUUUGGAAACGAUAGAUCUUUGCGCUCUCGACUUCGGACCCGAUUAAUUACGAAGUGCGUCUACUACGAGUGAGUGAGUGACUCAUUUGCAUAUCCUUGUCCCUGCAAUAACUCGUGGUACGCUCGCGCGUACCCACGAGUUCAAAAGGAAUAGAACUUAAAACAUCCAUCACUACUUUAUUAUGUUUCAAAGGCUGGCUGGUCCGUUAAAUUGAGAGAAAAAACUCGCCGUUUCAACUUUUAGAAUGAUUUAACCUUCUAUUGUUAAACCAGCCGUUUUAGAUUAAACAAGCACAUCUUUCCCAGCUUGAAACUACUCGCAUCUCAGUUAUAAACAAAGAGGUAAUUGGAACUUGGUGGAAACGAACCAUGUAUUGCACAGUUUAAACGUUGUGUUUUCAUUAAGUAUGUCAAUAAACGACCAUACGACCCUGUACUCUACAAACAAUACACACUGCGCUUGAGGCAUAUUAAACCGUUUACAUUAACAUCCACCGUCAAACUAGUCGGGUAUUUUAAAAAACGAACAAAGGAGGGGUAAUUAAGGUAAAAUGCUUGAAAAACAACCGGCAAGAUAAAAAAUGGCUGAACAGUACUGCAAUCAAACGUUGGAGGGUUUUCUUCAACUUGCCCGUUACAGAGAAACUUUUUUCUUUUCUCUCUGUGUUUCACACUUCGCGUUUUCUCUCGUGACAAGUCUCGGAAAUCUUUUACUAAUUCGCGCCUUAUUGAAAGCUUCAUCAAUAACAGCCAACGAGAAGAGGCUGUUCCUUAGUCUGGCUUUCUCUGAUCUUGGGGUGGGAUUGGUGUCGCAGCUAAUGGCCGGCAUUAUUUAUGCCGCGAUACUGAAGACAGCAUCAAAAGAAGAUUACAACUUAACGUCACUCUGUCCAACAGUUUUAAUUUUGGACUCUUAUCUGUUCUUUUUUCUCUGCGCUGCAUCUUUCCUAACUCUCUCGACCAUUGCACUCGACAGACUUCUCGCCGUUUCGCUCCAUCUGCGAUAUCAAGAGCUUGUCACGUCCAAACGUGUCACUAUAGUAUUGAUAUCUAUAUGGUUAACAAGUUCUAUCACUGCCUUGAUGUACAUUUUCCUUCCGAAAAGCAAUGAAAUGGUAGCUGCAGUUAUUUUACUGGUAGGGUAUGUUCUGACAACAGUGGCAUAUGUUCGUAUUUACAAAAUCGUCAAAUAUCACCAGAAUCAGAUAUACAGUCAAAAUCAGCUUCAAAAUGCACAAACAAGGGAGGCACUCAGACAAAGGAAGUCCGCUUAUAAUACUCUUUUUGUCUAUUUUGUUUUUCUAGUUUGUUAUCUUCCUUAUUUGCCUUCUAUAAUAUUGUACUUGACUGACACUUCUGAAACUUCGUUUCUCAUAGCCAAAUCUGCGUCGCCAUUCUUAAUUUACCUGAAUUCAUCAUUUAAUCCAAUUGUUUAUUGCUGGCGAUACCGAGAGAUUCGCCAAAUUGUAAAAAGCACAAUGAAG